AUGAAUCAACGAACAACUGCUGCAGUUCGAACACCAGCCGGAUGUACAACACCGUUUGAAGUGGUAACUGGAGUAAGACAAGGGGCAGUGGCAGGACCUUUCCUGUUCAAUUUCGCAAUCGACGACAUUAUGCGAAGAGCAGUCGACAAUUGUCCUGCCGACAUUGUCUUAGCACCAUCAGGGUGCCCCUUGACUGACCUCGAGUACGCCGACGAUGUUGUUAUAUUUGCGGAAAGCAGUACGAAACUUCAACAUGUUGUCAACCUUGUAUCGAAGCUGGCUGCAGCCUACGGACUACGCCUACGCUCUGAUAAAUGCAAGCAGAUGUGGAUCUCUUCGAGACCUCGAACGAUAAUCAGGGUGGACGGACAACCAAUAGAACUCGUCGAUGAGUUCUGUUACCUAGGCUGUACGCUGAAGAACAAUGGCAGCUACGAGAGAGAUGUUCAGCAAAGAUUCGCUAAGGCCACUUCUGCAUUUAACUCCUUAAUGAAAUGUCUGUGGUCGACCCCCAUCACCAACGAAGUGAAGCUGCGAUUCUACCUAUCCGCAAUUCGCCCCAUAAUUAUGUACGGAUCGGAGAAUUUGGCAGCACCAUCAAUGGCUAUGGAGAGGCUUGACUGCACGGAACGAAAGCUGCUUAGACGGCUACUUGGCUACUUUUGGCUUAAGGUAUGUCACAACGAAGAUCUUACGCAGAAAUCGAUGUGGUAUACCGGCAGAUGA
Necator americanus (New World hookworm) is the source of this 726-nucleotide messenger RNA. RefSeq lists its product as uncharacterized. The record is from RefSeq and is a predicted model, not a curated record. Lineage: Eukaryota; Metazoa; Nematoda; Chromadorea; Rhabditida; Ancylostomatidae. The coding region runs from base 1 to 726 and encodes 241 amino acids. The transcript has a single exon.